Cooperia oncophora is the source of this 1314-nucleotide messenger RNA. NCBI's taxonomy places the organism in Eukaryota, Metazoa, Nematoda, Chromadorea, Rhabditida, Trichostrongylidae. The record is from the annotation of a GenBank genome assembly.
AUGGAUUUGGAACAUUGCCGCGUAGAGAGAAAGAACGCCUGGAUGUUCAUCGAACGUAAAAAAAAAAAACCGAACCUCUCCAUCAGUUAUCCGAACUUGAACGAAAUUGAGGAUAAUUUCGGAAAGAAAUGCGGAACAUUGCAACGAAAGGAUGCUAUCCGCAAGAAGCGACCUGCUUUACAACAUGACGACAUCGACCGGAUUGUGCCGCCCGUUUAUGAUCCUGACGCUGAAAAUCGCCCUCACCAUCUCCCAGCGGGACGAGUGGGUCAAUCUGGGCGACGUAGCGAAGGCACACAUGAAGACUCAAGUAAAAUGAAGAAAUGGUUCUCGAAGUUUCAUGUGUUCCGCCGUGGUAACCAUUCAAUCGAUUCUGAUGAGGGAUCGCCAUCCGCUCGUUUGUCACCUGUGCCGACCAAUCCCUUGGCCCCACCUCAUCAAGGAAGAGCCACUCCAAGCAACUAUGAGCACUUAUCCCCUCGUCAUCGAUCUUCAGCUUCUGGUACAGAUGAUUAUACAAAACUGGUGUCCCCUUCAAAAGUGGGACGGAAUACGCCGACUGAUAGAACGAACAAGCGUCACGACAUUCAAUACACACAACAAACAACAAGAUACGUCAAACCCUCGAUGCUUCAACAAAGUGGUUCGGAAGGACUAGGAGUCGGAAUGUUGCACGAUCAAUCCGGACGUUCUCCCAGACGAGAAAUCGGCAUUGAUGAUGUGAUUCCCACUACACCGGAGAGCACUUAUUGUCCGCCACCUAUUCCUCUGAAGCACCAUCAUCGUCGCACUCCAUCGGACGAGAAGGGCAUUUCUCGACAAAACGCGUUUCAUAAUGGGCAUGCUCCACGAUCGCCACUUCAUGUUCCGUCACAGCCGAAUCUCCAUAUGGCUAUUCCUCCAUCGACGUCCUCUUACGAAGAACCAUAUAGUAUAUUAGACACUCGAAUUCCUGCCCCGUCUACUGAUCCCUACAUUGCUUGCCCUGCACCUCAUGUUGAAGUCGUCAACAAUGUGCCAUACUUAACGAUGACACCGAAGAAUAGCGUCGCCUCCUCCGGUAACGUCAUCGCCCCUCCCCAUUCUGGUGCUACUGUACAAAAUGAUCACUAUAUCCACUGCCCUCGCAAACCGGAACGGCCCAUAACUCUUAACCUUACGAAUGCCAAUACACCGGAGAGCAGUGGAAUAAGUACGGGCGGCAGUUCGGCGUUCUCCAGUUUAUCUCUCGCGGACGCUGUGCCCAUGACUCACGCUCCACCUCCCCCACGUCCACCGAUCAUUCCACCAAGAGACGGGUCCAUAGGAUUGUGA